GCUGCAGUUUUGCGGCCAGUGCGGCGCUCCUCACAGUCGCGGAUUGUGUCGUGCCUUGCCUUCACUGUACAUUAAGUUCCAAUUUAAGUCAUGGUUGUCUUGUUUUUUGACAGCUUAGUUGCAGCUGCUUCUUUUUGAAGAUGUCACAGUCACAGGGAGUGCGAAGGAAUGACUAAACCAUGGCAUCGGUGGGCACAGCACUUCCGGAGGAGACGCGGUGGGCCAUCUUUCGAGCAACGGUGUUUAUCAGCAAUAUAAUUACCAUGGAGCAGCCCACACGCACUGUCUACAUCAACAGAUAACUACAAAUGAACUCUUCUUUUUAUGCCCCUCCUUAGUUGUCAUUUAGUUCCCUCCUUCCUUUGUUUCCAUUUUUAAUUCUUGCCCAUUGGUGGCUUGGUUUACUCUGCAAACCUUCAGUUCCUUCUCAAACCUGCCUCUGGAGGCCUUGCUUCUUGCACUGUUUGUGUACAUAUCUCAUUCUGCCAAAGUGCUUAUAUAGGAUUCAGUGCUUUAAAGGCGUUUUUUUUUUUUUUUUUUCUUUGUUUAAGCUUGAACACUUUUAAGUACUUGUGUACCGGAGACAAGUUUAUUGCUAAAGGACAUCAGCAUGAAAUGUGUGAUAGUUGAAGCAACUUGUCCGAGCAAACCUCUUUGACACCAACGCUUUCACAUGGGUCAACUUUGUCAACAAAAGAAGGAGGCCUACUGAACACAGCAGAAGUAAAUUGAGGAAAACCAUUGUGAGCAAAGUAAACAUUUUGCCCCUUGUCCUUGGGGAUAUAGUGUUGUGAAGUGUAGGCUGGGACACAAGUCAGCAAAAAAAGAAGGAAAAGGGGCACACAAAAAGAGAGAGAGGCGUCGCCGAUGGCCGACGCCGUGCGCAAGUACUUCUGCCCACGCCUGCUAGACUACAUCGUCGUGUCUGGGGUCCGCCAGCCCAACCGGAAUCUGCCCGUCCAGCCACCAGAGCUGCUGCGACGGUACCCCACCGAAGAUCAUGCAGACUUCCCGCUUCCGACAGACGUGGUGUUCUUCUGCCAGCCCGAGGGGUGCCUCCUGGUUGGGCCCAGGCGCACAAGCCUCCGAGAGUCGACGCCCUUUGUCUUUGCACUCACCGAGAAAGACACAAGUCGAGUGCGGUAUGGAAUUUGUGUCAACUUCUUCCGGCCUUUCGACCGGGCAGCACUGCACACUCAGAGGUCGUCGUCUGUCGAGAGUGGUGACGGAGGUGGCGUGCCUGAGUACCAAGGUGGACGGCCCAUCCCAGCGCCCCGGGCCCGGCGACGCAAGCGCCUGUCAAGCCACUCGCUCGUGUCGCUGUGCAUCAUUAGCCACCACCCGUUCUUCUCGACAUUCCGCGAGUGCCUUUUUGCGCUACGCAAGCUGGUCGACUCAUCGCAUGAGCGCCUGCUGCUUGGCUCAAGGAUGGCCAACCGGUUACCCAGCAGAGACAGUGUGUGGAAUGUCUUCUUAGGCCGUGUCUCUGAAGGGUACUCAAGUGCCGUCCUCCACGAAGUGAGAGAAAUUGAAACAUGGAUGUUGAAGCUGCUGAGUGCACCUGUUCCUGUGCCUGGCAAGACACGUGUGGAGGUUGCCAUUUUACCUAGACGCGUGGAGCAGCCUCUGAUCUUUGCACUUCCCGACCACACUCGUUUCUCCUUGGUUGAUUUUCCGCUACACCUUCCGUUGGAGCUUCUUGGGGUGGACACAUGCAUAAAAGUGCUCACCUGCAUUGUCCUAGAACACAAGCUCGUACUUCAGUCACGUGAUUACAAUGCGCUCUCCAUGAGCGUAAUGGCCUUUGUCACAAUGAUCUACCCCUUGGAGUACAUGUUUCCUGUGAUCCCACUUUUACCUACGUGCAUGGCAUCUGCAGAACAGCUCUUACUGGCCCCAACACCAUUCAUUAUCGGUGUGCCGGCCACGUUCUUCAAGCUUAAGCGGUCCUUCUGCCUGCCGGAUGAUGUCUGGCUGGUCGAUCUGGAUUCCAACAGUGUGCUCAAACCGCCAGGUGUGGAGGAUCUUCCCCCGUUGCCCGACCCUGAGGGCAGCCAUCUUUCUUACCACCUUAAGCAGGCGCUUGCCUCCAUGAGCAUCAAUCCGCAGCCGAUCAAGAAUCUCGACCGGGUCCCACCACCGAGGCCUUCAAUAGGGGGAGCCCCUGCAGACAAGCCUGAUGCACCUGCACCUCUCUCCGGAUUCAACCCUUUCAUUUAUGGCAACGACGUUGACUCUGUGGACGUGGCCACGCGAAUAGCCAUGGUGCGCUUCUUCAAUUCUGUGGGAGUUCUUGCACACUUCAUGGAACACACGCGGACGCUACGCCUCUACCCUCGUCCCGUUGUUGCCUUCCAAGUGAACACCUUUUUGCACUCACGUACAAAGCAGUCUCAUUUUUUGCGCAAGUUUGUUAGGACGCAGGCUGUUGAAUUUUAUGCUGAGUGGUCUCUUUGCCCAACCAAUGUGGCUUUCCUUCGUGUACAUACAGGUGUGUUUGACCCUGCCGUGAUAGGGGAUAAGGCAAAGUGGUACAGCCACCAGUUAGAACCCAUUCAGUUCGAGGUGUGGUCGGAAAAUUGCACGCUCAACAUCGACAUGGCUUCCAUAGGUCAAGCCGACGAAGCAAGCACGGGUGAAAGUGGCAGCGAAAGUGAUGAUGCCAGCAGCACGAGCUCCUCCUACUCUUCCUUAAGCGACUUUGUCUGUGAUAUGGUGGAAUUCAAUGGGGAUCACUUCGGUGGAGCUCAUAUGGAAGAGGUAUCAGCAGCAAUACUCAAUCGUGCAGACUACAUGGCUGCAUUCAACCCCCCCAAGACACUGCAGCUUCCAGGCACAACCCAGCAGAACUUGAGGCGUACUGACUCGGAGAACUCGGUGCAUGGCUCUGUAUCUUCCUCCUCUCCAAGCUCCUCGCUUUCCAGCCCAACAGGUCAACCUCAAGGAGAUCCUGGAGAUGCAUUUGAGGCACCCAAGGCAAAUGCUAAGCAGGAGGUGAGGCCAGAGACCAGCGGAAUCGGGAGCACUGCCGGUUUGGGUGGCAGGGACGCCUCCGCUGAGGGGGAGCCCCCGACGCCUUCGACAGUGCGAUCUGGACGCAGUCCAGGGGGCAGCCUGAGCAGCGGUCUCAGCACACCGCCUGACACUACCAGUGGUGGAAGUGGCACCCCUCGCAGUGCCCCACCUCUCGGAGGCCUGGGAGGCGUGCUGAACCGGGCAGGCCUGUCUUCCCAGGGAAGCCAGAGCUCACUUUUUGAGACUGUGGCGCGCGAGGCCAAGGAAGUGGCGCGCGAGGCCACCAAGGCUGCCGCAGAGGUCAGCCGCACUGCUCUGGAGGCCACCAAACCGGCUCGUGAGGCCGGCCGCAAGACACUCAUGAAGGCCUUGAGUGACCGGGACAAAGAGAAGCAGGAGAGUGGGUCUCUUGAGACACCGUGUGAAGGGCAGCACCAGCAGCAUCAACAUCAGCAGCAGCAGCAACAGCAGCAGCAGCAACAGCAGCAGCAGCAACAGCAGCAGCAACAGCAGCAGCCAGCAAUGUUCCCCCGCCGAGACUCGGGGUCCCUCAUGUCCACUGUGAGCAGUGAGCUCAACGGCUUCGCUGCGCACACAUCCAAUGUUAUCCAGGGCAUCUCGGGACUCUUUGGCAACAGAGUGUCGGCUGCUGUUAAGGGUAGGGAAAGAGCACCUCCAUUUGGACCCUUCCCCAAAGCUAACAUGGGAAGGAGGGGCCCUGUGGAACGGACCCCGCUCAUCAAGCAUGUUACACCACAGCAGGGCAGAAGGGUCCAGCCCCAGGAACAACCACGCUCUGUGCAGACCUUCGAGGAACAGUCUUCAACACAGAGUGACAACCAGCAGUUCCUGAAGGAUGUGCUCAACUCAGUGGCGAACGGCGAAGGCAUCAAGUGGUUCAAGAAGAACCGCAUUGCACGCCUCAUGGAGGAUGAAAGCUACAGGAACGUGGUUGUCCUGCGACUCAAUCGCACCCUCGAGAGAAGGGUCGGUCCUGACGGUCACAUCAAGGAUGUGAUGAUCUCCAAAGCAGUGUACAAGGGAACAUUGCGGAUGCUUCAGUUGGUGAUUGGAGGCCUGGAGCACAGCUACCACAACUGUGGGAUUGGUGGCAUGGCCAGUGCCAUGCAGGUCUUGGAGAUUGCCCACACGCACUUUUGGACCAAAGAACUCAGUGCUGAGGCUGGCGUGCAGGAGAGCGUCAGCAGCAGUGCUCGUGGUUCCAUCAGUGCCGCCUUCCGGCCCCAAAGUACAGAGCCCAGCAGCUUUCUUGAUCAUUCGGCCGCAUCCUCACGCAAGAACUCCCUCUGUGCCCAGGAUGGAAGGUGCAACAACCGUAGCUCGGACACUACACCAUUUGGCAGCGGUGAACACUUGAACAGACAGCCAGGAGACUCUUUGAGAACGGAUGACAUCACGACAUCUUCGUCUGACAUUUAUGGAAAUAACAGCCCUGUGGACGCUUCUCCACAAAGAGAUGACAGAGGCUCUUUCGAUCGCGGUUCUCUUGUGGAUCAUCGUUUCAGCCUGACUGACAUGUCUCAGCACGCACCACCACCUCACCAACAGCAGCCACCACCGCAGAUGAAUGUGAUCCCUUCCACUGGCAGCAUCGACCAUUCAAACGAGCCGUCAGACAUGUUCCGGGGGCUACUCAAUGCCAAGAAGCUCGUCCUCUCAAAAUUGACAAGCAUCGACUCGGAGGUGUCGGACGCCGGCACAAGCCAGGGCUCGGAUUUGACGGUGCCCAGCGGCAAUGUCAGCGAUACAGGCAGCGUGACCAUGAACCCUGCCUUCUUUCGCCAGUCGCGUGGUGGAAGCAACGCCUCCUUUCGUUCGACCGUCUCUGACAGUGAGGUGGAAGCGGGCGGCUUCAUGAUGUCACGACAGAUGCGUGCCUCAAGCAUCUGGAGCACCAAGAGCAGCCUUAGUGGGGGCUUUGGGUUCACCAGUGGCAGCAGGAACCCCAGCGGCAGCCAAGCGGGCCAGGGGGCGAGUCCCAGUACGCCCACUCGCUCGUCUCCGCCACCACAGUGCCGCACAUACAUAUAUCAGGGAUUGAUCGGCAAAGAACGAGCCAGCAUAUGGAGUGAGCCUCAAUUCUGGGAAGAUGCCUUCUUCGAUGCUGUUGCUCAAGAGCGUGACCUCAUAGGAAUGGACCAGCAGCCAGGGGUUUUGAUGGAAAGGUACCGGUCCCUUUCGAGCCCAGAGAAGAAACGUCUGGAGCAUGAUGAGGACCGGCUGCUGUCAACGCUUUUGUCCAACCUGAUCGCCUUCAUGCUGAUGAUGGAGGUGCCUGUAGAUGAGAUUCGCAGGCGGGCCCGCCGCCUGCUCGGAAAAUGUCACAUCAGUCUCGUCUACAGUGCGGAGCUCAACACCAUGCUGGACGCACUCGACUGUGUGGAUCAGAAUGGAACUAGGAUCAGGAAGUAUGGAAACGAAAUUGACCUCAAGCCCCUGGGAAGCCGUCAGAUGCAGUCACAGUGUUUCACGGUUCACACCACCACAAACACUGAUGACGAGGAAGUGAGAUUUCUUGAGGUGAGGGACGAUGGACUGGUGUUGCGCGGUGCCAAUGGUGUCGUGAUUGAACGCUGGUGGUAUGAGAGGCUGGUGAACAUGUCCUACUGCCCCAAAAACAAGGUACUUUGUCUCUGGAGGCGGAGCUCAGGCCAAACGCAACUCCACAAGUACUAUACAAAAAAGUGUAAAGACAUGUACUACUGUAUAAAGGAGGCAAUGGAGAGGGCUGCUGCCCAAGGAAAUGUGCUCAAGUCUGGCACGGAACUUGGAGGAGAGUUUCCAGUGCUAGACCUGACUACACGUGAAGGUGGCAUUUUGCAAGUAUGCAUGGAAGGCGUGGGCUUGCUUUUUGCCAAUAGCAAGUUCUUUGUAAGGAUAGAAAAUAUCAAGAGAUGCUACACUCAGAAGGAUAUCAUCUUUGUACUUGAAGAAUACAACCCUAAGACUCAUCGUAUUAUUGAGAGGAAGUAUGAGUCUAAAAUGGCAAAUGAUAUAUGCUAUGCAGUUCUCUGUGUUUUUUCAUACGUUGUUUCUGGUGAUCCCCGGCCUAGUCAUCCAUGAACUCUACAAAGUUGCAAGAAGCAGAGUUCGCAUCGCCGACAACAAGGCGUUUAUAUUAUAUAUAUAUAUAUAAUAUAAAUAUAUAUAUAUAUAUGUACUUAGCAAAAGGACACUGUCGCAAGUUACAGAUGUGUCAUAUAAUAGUUUCAGGCUUGCCAGAGUCAUGAAUAUGAGUGUUGCAUGGUCUGGAGCAGGUUAGCUCCUGACGCUAUUGUACUUCAAAAUAAAAGCACAUUGAUGUUA
Dermacentor silvarum is the source of this 6342-nucleotide messenger RNA. It is a transcript of the gene Rab3-GEF, whose product is annotated as MAP kinase-activating death domain protein-like. NCBI's taxonomy places the organism in Eukaryota, Metazoa, Arthropoda, Arachnida, Ixodida, Ixodidae. Gene Ontology annotation, cellular component: cytosol. The transcript has 36 exons. The record is from RefSeq and is a predicted model, not a curated record. Gene Ontology annotation, molecular function: guanyl-nucleotide exchange factor activity. Gene Ontology annotation, biological process: regulation of Rab protein signal transduction; regulation of apoptotic process. The coding region runs from base 868 to 6099 and encodes 1743 amino acids.